AUGAGUUUCCGCAAGCGUUCCGUUGUAUUAAAUACGUCCGGUGGUAAUAAUCCCAAUCCGACCACCGCUGCAUCGGGUGCCCCGCCAUCCACCCCGCCAACCCCACCAGCGAAGGGUGUUCGGCCGUCGUUUUUGACCGGAGUACCCACGACUUCCACGGGAACUGCGUCAUUGGAUGCAUUACUGUCUGGCCAUGAAGGUCUACCACUUGGGUCGAUGAUGUUGAUUGAAGAGUCCUCGACGACGGACUUUGCAGGGGCCUUGUUACGAUACUAUGCUGCUGAGGGGAUUGUUCAAGGACAUAAUGUGGUCGUUAUAGGAGUUGGUGAAGCUUGGGGUAGGGAGUUACCGGGACUAAGUGAUCGUAAAGAAGAUAAUGAGGAUAUUAAGAAGAAGGGGAAGGAAGAGAGAAUGAAGAUUGCAUGGCGAUAUGAAGCACUUGGGAACCGAAGAACUAACGAUUCUUCACCAUCUCUACAAAUGGGGACGGAUGCUUCCGAGCCAAUAUCUCUCUUCUGUCAUACUUAUGACCUUACUAAACGGCUCACGAUCCCCUCGUCUUCGAAGCCGCCAACAUACAUUCCACCCCCACCGCCAACCUCUUCUUCUCCGUUUUCUUCAAUUCUUUCAGCUUUAUAUGCUAUUCUAUCGACAGCAUCUUCUACAAACACUAUCACCCGGGUUUUAAUUCCCAAUCUUCUAUCCCCGUUGUUUUACCCCCCGUCAUCCUCCCACCCUACUCAUCUCCUCCAAUUCAUCCAUACCCUCCGCUCUCUAACCCGUCAAUACUCCCAUAUCUUAACCAUAAUGAUAUCCUUCCCUCUACCCCUCUACCCUCGCACAACAGGCCUAACCCGCCACCUUGAACACCUCUCAGACGCAGCCAUCGAGCUACACCCAAUACCCACCUUCCUCGCUCGGUUUGAAAUGACAAAAUCAUCUUCAUCGUCCACAUCAACAGACGACAUCCCACAAGGGCUUGUAAAAGUCUGGAAAGCGAUAGAAGGCAAAAAAGGCACAGGGAUUGUAGGGAAUAGUAGUAAAGGUGAUGGAAGCGGUGGAGUAGUGGGAAUGGAAGGAGGGGAUGAUCUGGCAUUCAUGUUGACGAGAAGGAGGAUGAGAAUUGAAAGGUUUAGCUUGCCGGUUGAUGAAGGGGAUGAUGGCGGUGAUGGGGAGCAUAAAGCGCAUAAUCCUAGUAGUACGGUCGGGGAAGGGGUUGGAGGGGUGGAGACCGGAAAGAAGAUGCAUAAAGUCGAUUUGGAGUUUUAG
Messenger RNA from Orbilia oligospora ATCC 24927, 1269 nucleotides. RefSeq lists its product as uncharacterized. Gene Ontology annotation, cellular component: cytoplasm; transcription elongation factor complex; elongator holoenzyme complex. The transcript is spliced from 2 exons. The coding region runs from base 1 to 1269 and encodes 422 amino acids. Gene Ontology annotation, biological process: tRNA wobble uridine modification. Lineage: Eukaryota; Fungi; Ascomycota; Orbiliomycetes; Orbiliales; Orbiliaceae. The record is from RefSeq and is a predicted model, not a curated record.